Molecule: messenger RNA, 1389 nt
Organism: Choloepus didactylus (southern two-toed sloth)
Lineage: Eukaryota; Metazoa; Chordata; Mammalia; Pilosa; Megalonychidae
Product: leucine-rich repeat-containing protein 37A3-like
Exons: 5
Coding region: 1-1389 (462 amino acids)
Molecular function (GO): protein binding
Source: RefSeq, a predicted model, not a curated record
AUGAAGCAGGUGUCCUCAACUCAGCCUCCAGAGCCUCCUCAGGAGGUUACAGUUCAACCUUCAGAAUAUCAUGAGGAGACAGUUCCACUUACAAGUCAGGAUCAAAUUCAGCAUUCAAACUUGCCUAGUGCCACAAUUAAACCCAUGGACCAGGAGGUCACCAUAACUCCAGAACCCAAUCCGGAGGUUGAACCUUCUCCAACCAAGCAGGAGUCUCCAACUCAGCCUCCAACACCACGUAAGGAAGUUGUAGCUCAAUCUCCAAUACAUCAUGUGGUGACAGUUCCACCUUCAGAUCAGGAUCAAGUUCAGCAUUCAAACUUGCCCAAUGUCACACAUAAACCUGUAAACCUGGAGGUCCCCAUAAUUCCAGAAUUCACAACGGAGGCUGAACAUUCGACUACGGCUCCAUCUCCAAAGCAGACCAAGGAAACACUUCCACCACCAGAUGAGUUUUGGGAUUUGCAACCAAACCUGACUCAAGUCGUACCUCAACCUUCAGUUAUAGAGCAUUCCAUAACUCAGCCCCCAAGGUCAUCUGAAGCAGGCACUGUUCUUCCAUCUACUCCAUCUUCAGUGAGGCCAUCUGUAAAUUAUCCUCCAGAAAAGGUGCUCACAGGCUUACCUGAGCAACAGCUACAGGCUCUCAGUGCAGAAAAGAUGCACAUGAGUUCAACUGUCCAACGGGAACAGAUGGACUUCCCAGAUUACUCCUCAGAAGAGACACAGAAGGGUUUCCCUUUGCAAGGAGGACAGACUGUCACUGCAGAUUACCCACUAGAAAAGAAGCAGACAGGUUUAACUGUGCAACAGGAACAGUCUCCUGUCACAAGUUACACCCUAAAAAAGGUGCAAAUGAGUUUAACUGCACAUCAGCAAGAGUCUCCUAUUGCAAAUUACACCCCAAAAAAGUCACGUAUGGGUUUAGCUACACGACAGAAACAGAAUGUCACCAAGACCAUCGACAUAUGUGAGCUCUGUACCUGCAAAGAUGAGACACUGUCCUGUUCUGGUCUGAGCCCACGGCAGAGGCUGCAUAGAAUCCCUGUGCCAGAGCCCAGCACCUACAAUGGCACCUUCACCAUCUUAAAUUUUCAAGGAAACUCUAUUUCUCACAUUGAUGAAAAUACAUGGAAGGCAUACCGCUGGACUGAGAAACUAAUUCUCAGUGACAAUUAUUUGAGCGAAUUACAUAAGGAUACAUUUGAAGGCCUGCUAUCCCUCCAAUAUUUAGAUGUAUCCUGCAAUAAAAUACAGUCUAUUGAAAGACGCACAUUUGAACCACUACCUUUUUUGCAGUUUGUAAAUCUUGGUUGCAAUUUACUCACAGAACUCAGCUUUGGAACAUUUCAGGCUUGGCAUGGAAUGCAGUUUUUACACAAGUUGUAA